AUGGUGCCGCUGCUCUCGAGGCUGUUGCUUCUCGCUGCCACCGCAAGUGCCCAAUUCGUCAACCAAGAGUAUCACAGCCGCAAUUUCACCAUUGUCAAAUCACCCGCCAACAGCAACGUCACCGUCGCCUACAAGGAGCCCAGUGGCGCCUGUAAGACUGCUUUUCCUUCGCAGAAGCAGUACACGGGCUGGGUCAGCGUGCCCGGCGACUUCCCCACCAACCUCUUCUUCUGGUUUGUCGAGGCACGUGAAAAGACGGACAAGCUCACCAUAUGGCUCAACGGAGGCCCGGGCUCCAGCUCCAUGUAUGGCUUCUUCACAGGCAAUGGGCCCUGCGAUGUUGUCGAAAAGGGUCUCAACACAUACGAUACUGUUGCUAGGGAUUGGGGCUGGGACCGUGGCUCCAACAUCAUCUUCAUCGACCAGCCCAAUCAGGUUGGCUUCUCAUACGACUUUCCUUCCAAAGGCACCAUGAUGUUUCCCAACGGCACCGUGUCUAUCCCGCCAUACUCUGACGAAAGUACGAAAAUUCCGUGGUCUAUUGCCAACGGCACCUUUGCCUCAAUGAACCAACAGUCCACCGCCAAUACGACUGAAAAGGCCGCCUUUGCUGUCUGGCACAUGAUGCAGGGCUUCCUCGGCACCUUUCCCCAACAUCUGCCACCGGCACCUCAACCUGUGUCCAUCAAUCUCUUUGCCGAAAGCUACGGUGGUCGUUAUGGCCCCAUAUUUGCCGAUAUCUGGGAGCAACAGAACCAGAUUCGCCAAGCCACACCCGCCAAAACAAAUUCAACGCGUGAGGUCCAUCUCAUCUCUCUUGGUAUUGUCAAUGGCUGCGUCGAUCAGGAGAUCCAGCAGGCUCUGUCCCCCAAAUUCGCCACUGCCAACACGUAUGGCUUCAAAGCCUAUCGCGACGAGGAGGCCAAGUUUUACACGGACAAAUUUACCUCGGCUGGCGGAUGCGCUGAGAGGUUGAGACGAUGUGCCAGCCUUUCGGCCUCAUUUGACAGCAACGGCACUGGCACCAUCGAUGGCGUUAAUUCAGCUUGCCAGAGAGCCAAUUCUGUAUGCAACGACGUUGACUUGCCCUACUAUGCUGCCGGAAGAAGUGCCUAUGACCUCUCUGCACCAGUGACGGAUCCAUUUCCGUCGUACCGAUUCAUCGACUACCUGAACCAAGCCUCUGUUCUCUCUGCCAUCGGCUCGCCGGUCAAUUAUACCAUGAAUAGCAAUGCAGUCUAUUUCGCCUUUGACGCUACGGGCGACCUUUCCAGAGGCCAGGUCAUUCCGCGCAUAGCUAAGCUCCUCAACCAAGGAGUCCGUAUCGGCUUCAUUUAUGGUGAUAGAGACUACAUCUGUCACUGGUUUGGUGGCGAAGCUGUCUCACUCGCGGUUGCCAAAGAAGCUGGUGGUCAAUAUGUCACGCAGUUUCCAGCAGCAGGAUACUCACCCAUUAUCGUUAACAGUUCAUACAUUGGUGGCGAGGUCCGCCAGUUUGGCAAUCUAUCCUUCAGUCGUGUCUACCAAUCUGGACACUCGGUUGCCUCGUAUCAACCCGAGACGGCAUUCCAAAUAUUUUCUCGCCUCAUGACAGGGACAUCAGUCUCGACCGGCCAGUCCAUCAACAACAGCACAUACGGCACGUCUGGUCCGGCCAACUCGACGACGACGGCCAAGUUGCCCCAGAUGCAGGACACUGUCUGUUAUAUACGUGCAUUUCGAGACACAUGCGACAAGGAUGCGCAACAACUAGCGGCGAGUGGCGCCGGGGUUGUCAUCAAUGGCAUCCUCUAUUCUUCCUCGACAGAUUGGCCACUGAUGACCAAUACAGCGACACCCACCAAGACUGCAACUACCGCAACAUCAAGCGCAACUUUGACGGGUGCGUACACGGCCACGGCUACGCCAAAGAAUUCGGCUAGGCGAGGAAGUCCCCCUCUGGCCUUGCAUAUCACGGCGCUUCUCGGUGCAGUUCUACUAUCAGUUGUGGAUUGGAUUUAA
Messenger RNA from Cordyceps militaris CM01, 2001 nucleotides. RefSeq names its product carboxypeptidase S1. The record is from RefSeq and is a predicted model, not a curated record. Gene Ontology annotation, cellular component: fungal-type vacuole. The coding region runs from base 1 to 2001 and encodes 666 amino acids. The transcript has a single exon. Gene Ontology annotation, molecular function: serine-type carboxypeptidase activity. Gene Ontology annotation, biological process: proteolysis. NCBI's taxonomy places the organism in Eukaryota, Fungi, Ascomycota, Sordariomycetes, Hypocreales, Cordycipitaceae.